Messenger RNA from Insectozyma verbasci, 891 nucleotides. The record is from the annotation of a GenBank genome assembly. Lineage: Eukaryota; Fungi; Ascomycota; Pichiomycetes; Serinales; Debaryomycetaceae.
AUGACAAUAUCCAAUAGUACAAGAUCCAUUGAAACGAUUGACGCUAAAGAAGAUUUUGAAUUAAUUAAAAUUGAUGAGUCAUCAUAUAAAGGAAAAUAUCCGUUGAAAAAACCCACGGCAAAACAUAGAGGUGUUUAUGGUGGAAAUUUAGUAGGUCAAGGUUUAUUAGUAGCUAUUCUAUCAUCCCCUAAUUCUAUACCACAUUCGUUACAUUCAUAUUUUGUACGUCCAGUAAAUGAUGAAAGUGAAAUAACUUGGAAAAUUGAAAAAAUCUCCAAUGGUAGAAAUUAUUCAAAUCGAUUAAUUAAAGGAUAUCAAAAUGGUAAAAUGGUGUAUGUUUUAAAUGCAUCAUUAACUAAACCGAAACUGUCUAGUUCUUUUGAAUAUCAUGAAGAACAAGAUCAACAAUUUUCAGAUCAAUCAAAAGCGAAAUAUUGGCAAAAGAACAAUAAAAUAAGAAUAGAGACGAAACGAUUCGAAGCAAAUACGAAUAAAGAUAGUUUUAAUUGGUUAAUGAGAUAUGGAAUACAAAAUGAGCAAAAAAUAACGGGAAUUGACGAAACUUUUAAAUACGUAAUAUUAUCAAUUUUAACUGAUUGGAAAAAUUUACAAAUGAUUUUGAAAGAAAAUGAAAAUGUAAAUAAUGGAGCCAAUGAAUAUUUUUUAACAAAUCCGAAAUUCAAUGUUUCAAUGGAUCAUUCAAUUUAUUUUCAUGAUGAUGAUUUUGAUCCUACUGAUUGGUUAAAUUUCCAAGCUAAAUGUACUAGAAUAAGUCAUGAUAGAGCAUUAAUAAUUGCUGAAAUUUAUAAUAUAAAUGGUAAGCAUGUUGCAACAAUUAUACAAGAAAGAUUAUACGUUAUAGAUGAAGAAGCAAUGAAAGCAAAAUUAUAG